Nematostella vectensis (starlet sea anemone) is the source of this 4838-nucleotide messenger RNA. RefSeq lists its product as uncharacterized. The record is from RefSeq and is a predicted model, not a curated record. Bases 601 to 4605 code for a protein of 1334 amino acids. Gene Ontology annotation, molecular function: lyase activity; carbohydrate binding. Lineage: Eukaryota; Metazoa; Cnidaria; Anthozoa; Actiniaria; Edwardsiidae. Gene Ontology annotation, cellular component: extracellular region. The transcript is spliced from 5 exons. Gene Ontology annotation, biological process: glycosaminoglycan catabolic process; carbohydrate metabolic process.
AUACAAAGUGUUACAUUGCGACGUGCGCUACCGUGGCCACCAGUUGAAGUGUUAUAGUGUGACGUGCGCUACCGUGGUAACCAAUACAAAGUGUUAUAGUGCAUCGUCCGCUACCGUGGCCAUCAAUAAUUUGCAAGAAAAACAGAAGCGCUUUGUACCUGCUUUGUAUCUAGAGUUGAAAACGAAUUAUGAUAAGCGCCUUCCCCGAAUAAACGUCUCGCAUGGGACAUGAAAUAUUUUAUAAGCUACCGCCCCUUAUUUGAGCAAUUAUGGUAUUUGUAUUUGUGUAUAUUUAUAAAUUGAUAUGCAUCAGUGUUGUAUUUGUUUUGUUUACGGGUGCGAUUGCGAUUAAAAUUCGUCCAAGUUUAGGCUUUUUCGACAGAAUAAUUAGUUCUGACCUGUGCAGGUGUUUUUUUAUAACAGCCAGCAGUUUGGUGUCUUGUCUGGUUUGUAAUGACCCCUACAGGUGUUUUUUUAUAACACCCAGUUUGAUGUGCUUCGUCAUGACGUGGAAAUCAAUAUCCCGUCCUGAAAUAUUAAUGUUUAUCCAUAAAACCACCAUUCUAGACAUACGUCCAAGGUCGUGGACAUAUCAGCCAGAUGGUCGCGUCACGUGAUGUCUGCCUGUUUGUGCUACUGGUGGGGAUCCUCCGUGCUGUGCGCGCCGGACCAGUAUUUGAUUUCGAGGAUCCGGAAGAAGUUACGGAUUACAUAUCAAGCGAAGGCUGCUCUGUGACGAAACAAUCGCAAAAUCAUGCAAAGAGCGGAGAAUACUCCCUGAUGUGGGCCUGGCCCAAAAUCACAACGGCAACCAAGCUACGCAUCCACCUGAAGGAGGCCUCGCUCGGUAAAAUGGAAAUCAAAAAAGGCGGGUUCAAAUUCUGGAUGUACAUCCCAGCUGAUAAAGGAGAGUUUCCAAGAGCUCAGUCCGAAAGUGCUGAAUGUAACGAUGCGACAAAAAUAGGGAGACUCCGGUUGAGAGGUUUCCGGGACAGGAUGAGUGAGAAGGCCAUGAACCGCUCUGGAAGUCCUCGUAAAGACAGCGCUAUUGGUGCUAAAAUGGAAAUAGUUUUCAAAGGUAAAACUAAAGAUGACAAACCGAAAGAAUAUGGCCCUGUGACAGCGAACCUUGGGUUUAUUGGAUGGAGAGCUGUUUGGAUAGCUUAUCAAGAGUUUAAAAUUAAGCCUGGCACUGACAACGCCUUGGUGGUAAUAUCAGAGGUAGAGUUCGCAUUUCCUGAGGCUAGUGACAAGGCAGGAGGGUUGUACCUUGAUUUAGUGCGAUUUGCGCCGUCAAUCAAGAUGGAGACUCGCGACACUGUUGUACCCAAGGUCGUCGAUGACGUGACGAGGGCGUUCGACGAGAGGAAAACAUGGCAGCAGAGCUUGAGGUGGAGCAUGAAUGAGGCACCAGCGCCCAGCAAGGAUGAUAGCACAGGUAUUAACGAUAUCCAGGAAAUCGAGGACCGCCUGGAGAACUGGUACGCAAGGACAGACAAAGAUCUGCCUUUCCCUCUCCUUGAUAGCGGACAUGAAGAUGAAAGUGUCGAGGCGUACAAGGCAGCGCGUUUGAAAGGGUUACUUAAAAGCAUUCGCUUCGCUCAUAAACAUUACGACAGGCUAUGGAAGAAGAGUGCUGGGGCGAAGGACGAGGCCAUCACAGGCCCACCGCUGUUUUCUAAGGUGUCCGAAUACGGCGAAGAGAAGCUCGCAGGGCAAGAUAAAGUGAAGUUUACCUUUAUUAUGGAAAAGGUUCUGCUCCCACUUGCCUUGGAGUACAACCUCAGGGGCAGACGGAAUGAGGUUGCAGGGGCAGCAAGGCGAGAAUGCAAGAAGCUCAGCACCGAGGACCCGAACACACGUCGUAAAGGAUUAGAAAACAUAGCAGGUGAUAACGAGGCUAUGAUGGAGUUUCUUGACACGCAGUUGAGUGGCAAAACGUUAGAUUGCAAUGAAGGGUCAGCGAACGAAGAUCUCAAAAGCGCAAUUGAUGCCCUCAAUCAGGAGCGACUCCGAAGACUUGUUGCCUUGUUCGAUUACCUCCAGGAUCAGGGCUGGGACCGCGGAAGUGGCUUAGGCUCGUUAGAUCACGAAAUGAACAAAGAUGGAGCGGGAUUUUUGAAUGCGUUAUUUCUCCUGAGAAAUGCAUUCAAAAGGGACCAUAGGGAAAAGUUUAAACACUGGAUCGAGACGGCAAAAUGGUACGCUGACUUUAACGAGAUUUAUCAGACGAAAGAGAGUGCCGCGUAUGACGGGACGACCGCGGACAGAAUGAGAACAAUUCUUCUACAUCGACUGAUGAUCGUUUUGAUGGCACCGUAUGAGUCCGAGGCCGAGCAGGUCCGGGAUAUGAACGGGUUUAAAACCUGGGUCGAGAUCGUGCUCAGAGUUAACAAAGGUCUAGGUGGGGUCGUCAAACCGGAUUAUACCGGUUUUCAUCACAUGACCUUUUAUGGAUCCGCCUAUGUGACGCAUGCGUAUCACAACGCGGCGUUGGUGCAGUACCUCGUUGACGGGACGCAGUUUGCGCUGUGUCAAGAAGCGAAGGAGAAUUUAAAGAAAGGACUUGAGACUAUCCGGGUGACUGCGGUAAAGUAUUCGACUCCUAACGGUAUCUGCGGGCGGUUUCCCGAUUACCACAAGGCAGAACUCGCGAGACUGGUCCCCGCCUACGCUUAUAUCAGCUGCAAACACAGCCUGCAAGAAGGAGGAAUCGUGGAGCACGACACGUCUGCCAUCUGCUCGUCCAUUGAGGGCCCAGAAAUGUUUCUUCGCUUGUACGACCUCCAGGAGGAUUCCGUGAAAGAGUACCUCGGUAAAGGGGAGGUGUACACAUCUAUUUACUACUUGAAUUCUAUUGGCUCGCUGGAUAUCAUGGAUGAAGUCCGGAAGCGCUCGCUCAAGGACGCCAUCGGAGCCGAGCCUUCGCCAACAGGACAUUGGAGCUUCAACUUCGCGGCCCUUUCCAUCCACCGCCGGGACGACUGGUCAGCGGCAGUCAAAGGGUUUAAUAAAUACGUAUGGGACUGGGAAUCCAGUAAUAAUCAGAACUUGUACGGAAUCUUUGGAAGUUACGGAUCACUUCAGCUUUCCAACAGCGAAUCAGCAUUGGCGUCAUAUGAUGUUAAGAAUGGAUGGGACUGGACCCGGGUUCCCGGAGCGACAACUAUUAAUUUCAAGCUAGAAGAUAUCAAGUCGGAUGACGACAGGUACUAUAACCCGAAGGCCUUUGCGGGUGGUGUGAGCUUGCGUGGAACAAAGAGGAAAUCGUGGAAUGGUGGAUUUGGAAUGGACUUCGAAAUCCCAAAGUAUGAAAUCGAUAAUGACCGUGCAGCUUUAAAGAAUGUGUAUUUCAAAUUCAAAAAAUCGUAUUUCUUUGUGAAUAACUUGAUAAUUGCAGUAGGAAGUGAUAUAACUCUGAUGGGGAUAAAUGGAUUGAAUCUACCAGAUUCGUUCUACCCUCAGACGACAUUAUUCCAAGACAAGCUUGUCCGAUCCGCUAAUAAGAUAGAAAUCAAUGGCGUCAGGCACGACUUGAGAGUUGUUGAUGAGGGCCACCCUAAAACGAAAAGAGGGGACAAGAAAGCAAAAGGUAAAAGAUCUGACAAUAUGCUAGAUGCUGGUAUGGAAGACACAGGCCAUGACUUGGGUGAAGUUGGUGAUAAGAGCGACAGAAGAAAGAAGAAAGAAGGAAAUAAUUUGCUGCAGGAUACUCGUAACAACCUGUACAAAAUAUUUAAAAAGGGCGGUAAUGAUCUACAUUGGUCCAUCAGCGACCAGAAGUCAAAGGCUGAUGAUGGCUGUAAGAAUACGAAAGGGCGGUACGCUACCGCAUGGCUGCAGCAUAAAAGAGAUCGCGGGAAAUAUCUUUACGGAAUUUUGGUGGCUUACAGGGAUGGCCUUCCCGCUAAUAAGGGCGACUUUAAAAAGAUGUCAUGUCUGAUGCAAAACUCACAUGCCCACGUUGUCAAGGUAACAAAUUUUGGCGUAAUAACACACGGGUAUGCUGUGUUUGAAGGCGGAAAGAAGAUCGAAGGCCCGGUAACAAAGGCCUCAUCCAAAUGCAUGAUAAUGGUGGAGGAACGCGGUGAGGGGCUUGAUUCAGUCGAGGACACUGGUCAAGAAAACGAAGGUUGGGAGAAAGAUGAUGAUAGCGUCAAUAAGGAAGGUAGUCAUAAAUCUGGUCGUGAUAGUCAGGGUCGAGGCGACGUCAAAGGAACUAGACGGACAAGCGAUCAGACUCUGUUCAUCGCCGUUAGCAUACCAGCAUUCAACCUUAUCGACGAUGGUGAAAUGGAGUCCAAACCAGCCUGCCAAAAACCCAAAGACCCAAAGGCACUUCAUCCGAAAAACCUCAGUGGAGUUACUGAAAGAUUACUGUAUUGUGCCAAAAGCGAUAACAGUAAAGUCACUCUCGAUUUAAGCAAGCCUGUGUCGAGUGAGGUCGAAGAGGUCUGGGUAAGAGAGGAAAACGCCGAAGACAAAGAUAAGUAUGUCAGCGUUAGCAAUAACGGGUGCAGGAUCACGUUUUCUUAUCUAAAAAAUGGUUUCACCACAGAGGUAAAGCUACAAUAUAGAGAUGCUGCAAGCGAGAGCAAUUGUUGAAAAUAGUGAGAUAACUAAAAUGAGUAUGAUAAUUAACACGACGACAAUGAGGAUGGCGACUGCGAAACUGAUUUUGUUGUAUGAUAAUGAUGACGAUAACGAUGAUAAUGAUGAUAACGACGGUGAUGGUGUUGAAGAUGCGAAUGUCGAUCACGAAUAAUAUGGCCAGCAUGGGUUAAUCGACAACUAAAACAAUCUUCAAUGUAACAAAUUAAAUUUCUGCAUUCAAUCAA